AUGACUCCAACACCCCCCUCGACCAACUCCUCCCAGGGCGGCCGCUCGCCUGAGGAGCAGUUUCGCGUCGUAAGGAAGAGGAACCGCGUCCCGCUCAGCUGCUAUCCAUGCAGGACGAGGAAAAAAUGUGAUAGGAGUCAACCUUGCAGCAACUGUACAAAGCGAGAGGGCAUGGGCACCACGUCCUGCUCCUACGCUACCCCAGUUGCUCGCAAGAAGAACCAAAGUCAAGGAGACUCAAGUCCCGAUGACAUGCAGAAUCGUAUUGACCGUUUGGAAGGCCUAGUUUUAUCUCUAAUGCACGGAGGCGCCAAUAUAGACGCCGCAACAGCUGCCGCUGCUGCGGCCACGACACAAUCCACCACUGACAGCGGCUCGUCUGCCAAGAUUAGCCGUGGGGACGAAGCCGUCAUGGUGGACAACGACGACGACGACGAAAGCGAUACCGAAGAGGGCCUAGCGGCCUCGCUGGGCUUCUUAAAGGUCGAUACUGACAAGGGUAAAUCCCUAUAUGUUGGGCAGGAACACUGGCACACGAUCCUCGCGGAUAUUUCAGAGGUAAAGAACUACUUCACCUCUCAUAAGAAGGAAUUAGAGACGAGCUACGAGCGGGUCAUGUCAUCAAAACCCAUGGCCGCUCGGGAGGGGCCUACGCUCCUCUUUGGAGCCAUUCCAGCCUCAGAAAUCGAAAUCCGGGCCGAGCUACCACCGAAAUCAAGCGUUUUAACGCUCUGCGGACGUUACUUCAACUCUAUGGACAACGCUGUCAACAUCAUCCACGGACCGACAUUCCAGAAGCAACUGCGAAUCCACUGGCAGGAUCCCUCAAAGACCCCUAUCAUGUGGUUGGGCCUGCUCUAUUCCAUCCUCUGUCUUGCGAUGCUGAGUUACCACAAAGUUGGGGACGAGCCGCCUGAGUGGAAAGGCCGAACCCUCGAGUUGGCCAAUGAAUAUCGGUUGCGCACCGUCCAGUGCCUCAUAAAGUCGGACUACACCAAACCCGUUGAGUAUACGGUCGAGACCAUGAUUCUCUACGUGUUUGGAGAAUAUUCGUCUCGCUGGGACGCUGAUCUGGGCCUAUGGCUGAUCGUGUCCUUGAUAACACGGAUUGCAUUCCGCAUGGGGUACCAUCGUGAUGCGAAGUGGUUCCCUUCCCUCACCCCUUUCCAAGCAGAGAUGAGGCGACGGACAUGGGCUCUUGUUCGAAUGUCAGACGUCAUAUUUUCUCAUCAAGUGUCACUGCCUAGCAUGAUAUAUGAGCAUGACUGCGACACUCAACUUCCCAACAAUGUCUUUGACGACGAGUUCCAUCCCGACAUCAAAGCUAUGCCACCCUCUCGACCUCCAACCGAGCCAACUCCAAUCGCUUACAUGAUUGCCAAGUCCAGGCUCUGCAAUGAACUUGGCAAUAUUCUCCAAGCCACCAACCGAGUGGGUAAGCAUGUGCCGUACGAUGAAAUUAUUCGGUUCGAUGCCAAGCUUCGUCAGGUGAUGCAGGAGCUGCCACCUCAUCUGAAGUUAACUCCGUUGGAGAGCUCGCAUGAUCCUGUGACAUUGAUCAUCGCCCGGUUCAAUGUGGAUAUUCUGUAUCAGAAGAUUCUUUGUUUGCUCCAUAGAAAGUACCUCCCGAGGGCGAGGCAGAGCGCAAGGUACGCGCACUCGCGACGAAGCGCCAUCGAAGCAUCGUUGCAGGCUCUGGACCAUCUUGCAAUUCUCCAUCGCGAGUCCCACUCGAAUGGUAGGCUGAGGUCUGUCCAGUGGUAUGUCAAGUCGAUCGCCACCAAGGACUUCAUCCUGCCCGCGAUGCUUGUUAUAUUGGACUUGCAUUUCGACAACAUUGCGACACAAGCUUCGAUUGAAUCAGAGCAUGAAGGAACGUUCCUAUACACCCAAGAGCAGCGGUCAAGGAUGAUAGAGAGUCUGGAGACUGCCAGAGAAAUAUGGAAAACGCUUGCAGACACAUCGAUGGAGGCGUUCAAGGCGACUAAGAUUAUUGAAAUCAUGUUGGAGAAGAUUAAAAACCCCGAACCAGGCGGGCAGAUGUCUCUAAGCUUACAGCCGGAGCCAAUGCAAGAUUUAGCUUCGAACAUGGGCAUCGAUCCGUCGCCGAGCAUGACUCCUGGCCUCAUUGCCCCCCACGGUCUACCGGAGUUCAACACUGGAAUGAAUCCGUUCUCGACGCCCAACCCUGCUCCGUUUAUGGGGAUGGACUUUGGGCUAUCGGCUGCCCCCGAGGGUGUCGAUAUGCAAACCGAUGGAUUCGGCACUGGAGCCCCAGCCUCUCCGUUUUCCUCCAUGUUUAACAACAUGGGAAGUGGCUCCAGCACUGGAAUCGACCUGAACACCAACUUUGACUGGAAUGCUUUCGAGAGCUACACACAAAUGGCCAACUGGGGCGCGGACCAGAGCUUCCAGAUCUAUGGGGCCGAAGGAGAUCCGUCUUCCCCUCAUAAGAGUUCAGCGAGCGGUGGCGCCGGGGGAUCCGGAGCUGGAGGAGCUGGGGGAAGCACGGCUGGGGGAAGCACGGCUGGGGGAGGUGGAGGAUCUGGUGGGAUGAGCAUGUAG
Molecule: messenger RNA, 2565 nt
Organism: Ilyonectria robusta
Lineage: Eukaryota; Fungi; Ascomycota; Sordariomycetes; Hypocreales; Nectriaceae
Product: fungal-specific transcription factor domain-containing protein
Exons: 4
Coding region: 1-2565 (854 amino acids)
Biological process (GO): regulation of DNA-templated transcription; DNA-templated transcription
Cellular component (GO): nucleus
Molecular function (GO): zinc ion binding; DNA-binding transcription factor activity, RNA polymerase II-specific; DNA binding
Source: RefSeq, a predicted model, not a curated record